Aphanomyces invadans is the source of this 900-nucleotide messenger RNA. RefSeq lists its product as hypothetical. The transcript is spliced from 4 exons. Gene Ontology annotation, biological process: nuclear polyadenylation-dependent rRNA catabolic process; poly(A)-dependent snoRNA 3'-end processing; TRAMP-dependent tRNA surveillance pathway. Bases 32 to 589 code for a protein of 185 amino acids. Gene Ontology annotation, cellular component: cytoplasmic exosome (RNase complex); nuclear exosome (RNase complex). The record is from RefSeq and is a predicted model, not a curated record. Gene Ontology annotation, molecular function: RNA binding. NCBI's taxonomy places the organism in Eukaryota, Oomycota, Saprolegniomycetes, Saprolegniales, Verrucalvaceae.
CCUCCACCAACCACAUCCGCACCCGAGCGCCAUGGCCGAAGAGUUCCUCCUCGCGGCGGAGAAGAGUAUCGAUCUGGCAUUCAAGCCUCGUACAUGCCUUCCUGGCGAUGACAUUACCCAGCACAUCACCAACGUCACGCAGAAACUGCGCCUUGGCGCGGGUCUCGUCGCGACCUGCGACAACCGGGUCGUAAGCACCAAUGCCGGCGUGUUACGCUAUCGGCCGCCGAAUCGAUACUGGCUCGACUUCAACCACAAGCGCUACAAGCCUGCAUUGGAAGAUGGUGUCGUCGGCAUGAUCGUCGACCGGAAUGCGGAGUUUUACCGAGUCGACAUUGGCAGCUCGUCGUAUGCCACGCUCGGCAUGCUUGCUUUUGACGGCGCCAGCAAGCGCAACCGUCCCAACCUGCAGCCAGGCACACUGGUGUACUGCAGAGUCGUGCGAGCUACAAAGGACCUAGAUGCGUGCGUGACUUGCGAAGCGCCUUCCCAUUUGGCCAAGAAGGAUUGGAUGACUGGCUUGGCCAUCUACGGCGAGCUCGUGGGCGGCUACGUGCUGAAGACGUCCAUCGGCCUGGCAAAAACGUAGGAAUCUACCUUCACGACAUAAGGCCAUGGAGUCGCGAGCGCCUCACGCGGACGGUUGGCUGUCUCUAGCUUGAUUCAAGAUGAUUGUAUUGUGCUGGAAGCACUGGGGCGUGCUAUCCCGUUUGAAUUAGCCGUCGGCAUGAACGGUGUCGUGUGGCUCAACUCCAAGUCGAACCAAGAUACGAUUCUCAUCGCGAACGCGAUCCUGAAUUCCGAAGGCCUCACGGCCGCGCAGAGCGAGGCCAUGGUCGUCAAGCUCUUGCAGGAGCACGGAACUAGCCAACACUAAACAAUUCCGAUUCCUCCGUGCCA